Alternaria postmessia is the source of this 207-nucleotide messenger RNA. RefSeq names its product 40S ribosomal protein S28 (gene RPS28). The transcript has 3 exons. Gene Ontology annotation, cellular component: cytosolic small ribosomal subunit; ribosome. Bases 1 to 207 code for a protein of 68 amino acids. NCBI's taxonomy places the organism in Eukaryota, Fungi, Ascomycota, Dothideomycetes, Pleosporales, Pleosporaceae. Gene Ontology annotation, molecular function: structural constituent of ribosome. Gene Ontology annotation, biological process: translation; maturation of SSU-rRNA; ribosomal small subunit assembly. The record is from RefSeq and is a predicted model, not a curated record.
AUGGACUCUGCUAAGGCCCCCGUCAACCUCGUCAAGGUCACCCGUGUCCUUGGCCGAACCGGCUCCCGUGGUGGUGUCACCCAGUGCCGUGUCGAGUUCAUGAACGACCAGACCCGUUCCAUCAUCCGCAACGUCAAGGGCCCAGUCCGCGAGAACGACAUUCUCUGCCUCCUCGAAUCCGAGCGUGAGGCCAGGCGUCUGCGAUAA